This is a messenger RNA of Aspergillus wentii DTO 134E9, 1560 nucleotides long. Its product is annotated as cytochrome P450. The transcript is spliced from 3 exons. The coding region runs from base 44 to 1123 and encodes 359 amino acids. The record is from RefSeq and is a predicted model, not a curated record. Gene Ontology annotation, molecular function: oxidoreductase activity, acting on paired donors, with incorporation or reduction of molecular oxygen; iron ion binding; heme binding. NCBI's taxonomy places the organism in Eukaryota, Fungi, Ascomycota, Eurotiomycetes, Eurotiales, Aspergillaceae.
CGAGUUCUAUAUGCACAUUCGACGUUAUACCGUCUCCCUUAUCAUGACCUCCACCUACGGCCAACGAGUGCCGCAGUGGGAAUGUGAAGAGGUGCGCGAAAUAUACAAGCUGAUGGAGGAUUUUUCCAACGUUGCUGUCCCCGGCAAAUACCUGGCCGAUACAAUCCCACCCCUGGCGAACAUUUUGCCAGAGUCACUGCACUGGUGGAGAAAAUCCAUGAUGCCCUUACAGCGUCAGCAGGAGAAGAUUUGGAUGAAAUUCUGGACGAGUCUCAGGACACAAAUGGAGACCGGACAGGCGCCCGAAUGCUUCGUUAAGCAGUUUAUCGAGUCCGAGUAUGAGAAAAUGGGCAUCACAGAGCUUCAAGGCGCGUUCCUCGCUGGUACGAUGAUCGAGGCAGGCUCUGAGACGACAUCCUCUGCCUUGAACAGCGGCGUGCUAUAUCUGUCCGCGCAUCCUGACGUCCAGAGUCGGGCCCACGAAGAACUUGACCGUGUUGUAGGACAGUCGCGUUUACCCACCUUCGCAGACGCUGACCAGCUUCCGUACAUUCGUGCUAUUGCUAAGGAGAUUCUCCGCGUGCGCCCUGUCACUAACAUGGGCACACCGCACUAUACAACGGCUGACGUUCAUUACAAGGGAUAUUGCAUCCCCAAAGAAAGUGUCGUCGCAAUCCAGCAAUAUGCCAUCCACAACAACCCACAGUACUUCCCAGAGCCCGAGAAGUUCAAACCAGAGCGCUACUUGAGUUAUCAACAUAAAUCGGGCGUCUACGCCGCAUCGGCAGACCCCCAUGAACGCGACCAUUGGUCCUUCGGUGCCGGAAGACGUAUCUGUACCGGAAUGCAUUUGGCAGAGAACAGCCUGUACAUCACUGUGGCCAUGAUUCUCUGGGCCUUUAAUAUCCGGCCGCCGCCAGGGCAGAAGGCCGAACAGGUCGAUUUCUCGGAUGAGGCAUAUCUACCAGGCAUGAAUACGCUCCCCAAGCGGUUCAGAGCCCAAUUCAUCCCACGCACACCAGAGAUCGCCCAGCUCAUCCGCACACAAUGGGGGGCGGCCAAGAGGGAUGGAUACACAUUGCGAAACGUCAAGGUGGACGUUUCAGGGGUUGCGAUAGAUUGAGGGCCAUAGUGGAUAGAAUAAAAAAGGGCGGUAACUGCGUUUGCCACAAUUUUGGUACAAUUGACUUUCUUGUAUCUUUCUAUACCAUAUAUUGUGGAAAGGUGUUUCCAGCCGCCGGUGUCACGCGAUAAUGUUUGAUUAUUUUUGCUGUUUCCCUUCUGAUAUAUACCAGAAGUGAUAAAAGAAGGUUUGGCUCUCGAGUAGGGUGUGCUAAAUAGUAAUUCAUUAAUUAAUUCUCCCGCAUGCCUGCCACAAUCCUCGACAUGUAGAUAUAGAAGGAGCUGGUAUGCAACCGCAAAUGCCACCCACAUUAAACCACUAUGCCCGUAACUAGGCGAAAUAGCAUCGGAAAAGUAUCAGAGACCGCACCCCCCUGGUUCGAACAGGGUGUUACUUAUAAUUCGAAGAAUCCGGCAAUGGUCCCGGUAAUUCCAUCU